AUGGCAUAUUUUAUUAAAUGGGGAACAAAAUUGGCCAUAGUUGGUGGUGCUACGUUACUUGUCGUUAAUCAUGAGGUGUUUGGUACAAAUAAAUAUACGAAACAAAUCAUCAAUGAAGUCCGUAGAUCAUUACCCGAUACAGCUGAAGCUUUCGAUCAAAUGCCAACAAAGCAAGAGUUUAGUGAUGCUCUUGUCAAUAAUUGGAAUUCGGGCGUUCAAACAACAUUUCAUUGGCUUGUUGAUGCUCCAACACAUACAUACAAAUUAUUUUCUUCUCUUUCUGACAAAGUUAAAGGCUAA
Messenger RNA from Rotaria socialis, 300 nucleotides. The record is from the annotation of a GenBank genome assembly. NCBI's taxonomy places the organism in Eukaryota, Metazoa, Rotifera, Eurotatoria, Philodinida, Philodinidae.